Molecule: messenger RNA, 702 nt
Organism: Dioscorea cayenensis subsp. rotundata (Guinea yam)
Lineage: Eukaryota; Viridiplantae; Streptophyta; Magnoliopsida; Dioscoreales; Dioscoreaceae
Exons: 2
Coding region: 1-702 (233 amino acids)
Source: RefSeq, a predicted model, not a curated record
AUGAACUCUGCCCUUCCCAUCUCUGCCAACUUACUGCCAACAUCGUCGUUUGUGCAUCUCAUCAACCUAAAGCUGACUCGUGACAAUUAUCUUCUCUGGAAGGCACAAUCCUUUCCAUACCUGACGAGCCAACAACUUAUGGGCUACGUCAAAGGCUCCAUCCUGUGCCCUGAUAAGAUGAUCACCGAGACUAUUGCGUCUGGUACACAACAAGUACCCACUCCUACAUACCAAGCUUGGUUACAGCAAGAUUAUCUCAUCCUCAACGCCCUUUUCUCAUCACUUUCCGAGGGUGUACUCUCACAUGUAUUUUUCCUUGCAACCUCUCAUGAGUUCCUCAAGGUCAAGAACCUGGCGAAUACCUUCGCCUUAAUCGGCCAACCUCUCCAUGAUGAGGAGAUCAUCGUGUACAUGUUGGCGGGAUUGGACACUGAGUUUGACUCACUGGUCACAUCUAUCAAUAUAAGGUCAAAUUCAAUUUCUCUUAGUGAUCUCUAUGUAUACAUGCUGGUAUUUGAGCUACGCAUGGCACACAACAACACUUCAUUCAGAGAUGUAGAUCCUGCCAUCAACAAUGUUUACUGCAAUAAUAGUGCUGGAAAGUCCUUAAACCGCGAGCGUGGCCGUGCCAAAGGUGGUCAAUUGCAUGGAACAUCAUCAGGAAAUGAACAAAACUCCAACGAUAGCCACACAUUAUGUUAG